AUGAUCACAUACCAGGGCCUGUUGGCAUUUGUGACUGAAUGCACCAGUACCGCUGGUUGUACAAAUUGGAAUGCUUUCACCGCUUUCAAAGCUGGAGAGGAGACCAGUGGUGAAUCCGGGUUAAGUCUUUCUGACCAAAAAUGUGUUGAGGGAUUUGGUACAAAUGAUUUUAACACUAUAUGUGUCUUCGUAUGUGGGCUAGGGUAUUGCCCCCCUGAAGCUUGCACUUGCGCUCAGAUGGGAACAGCACCAAAAGUACCAGCUAUCACUGGGUUCACCGGCUAUUUCGCAAAUGGAAUGAUUGAAUACCAGGGCUUAUGUGCUUUUGCCUGUCUUUAUGGAUUCUGCGGCUUCAAAAACAAUACUGUUUGUGUGGACUCUCCAACUACUCUGUAUAUUCCUAGUGUUUCUCCAUUCAAUCCUCCAGCAUGUACUGGAGGUAGUGGAGAAGGUGAUUUUUCUGAUCUGUGCAAUUGGUCCUGCCAAUAUGGAUAUUGCCCAAUAUCUUCAUGCACUUGCAACACACAAGGUGAUUUGGCUAUCCCUCCAACCCAAGUCGGCGAUGUAACAGCUAGUUUUCUGCCGGUCCCUGGUGUCAUGGAGUAUGAUGAUCUUUGUUCAUUUGCUUGCAGCCGUGGGCAUUGUCCCGAUGUUUGCGCUUCAGAUUUGGCCUGCACAUCGGGUUCGGGCUCUGGAAAUUAUAUCGGGCUGUGCAUUUACACUUGCCAGUACAAUUUCUGCCCCGAACCAUGCGAUUGUCUUGUUUAUGGUACUGAGGUCUCAGCUCCGCCUUUGGUGCCUGGAGUUACUGGAUUUGGCGCCCUUGACUUAGACUCCGCCAUCUACGAUCCUCUCUGCAACUUUACUUGCAGCAAUGGCUACUGCCCUAGUGGUGCCUGUUCAUACGAAGAGGACGCUGGUACAACUACAUCGCUUGAUUUUCCUUCAGAUGAUGACUUAGUUCCCUUUGAGUUAAGCACGAGCUACAGCCCUGGCGCUGGAUUCUUAUAUGAUACACCUGAGCCUUCAGACUACACCCUAAACGUCAACCUGAUUGGUGCUCCAAUAAUUUGGGUUGACGUGAAUUGUAGUUCAAUAUCGGGCGAGUAUGCUCCGGGAGCCAAUGGAGACACUCUUGGAUGCAUUUCUGCAGCAGUCUCGGUGAGUACUUCCAACAGCAUCGUCUUUUUUUUAACGAUUGCACAUUUCGAAUUGUGA
Molecule: messenger RNA, 1218 nt
Organism: Botrytis deweyae
Lineage: Eukaryota; Fungi; Ascomycota; Leotiomycetes; Helotiales; Sclerotiniaceae
Exons: 6
Coding region: 1-1218 (405 amino acids)
Source: RefSeq, a predicted model, not a curated record